Anguilla anguilla (European eel) is the source of this 2004-nucleotide messenger RNA. RefSeq names its product cell growth regulator with ring finger domain 1 (gene cgrrf1). Gene Ontology annotation, biological process: negative regulation of cell growth. The record is from RefSeq and is a predicted model, not a curated record. The transcript is spliced from 6 exons. The coding region runs from base 22 to 1026 and encodes 334 amino acids. NCBI's taxonomy places the organism in Eukaryota, Metazoa, Chordata, Actinopteri, Anguilliformes, Anguillidae.
UUUCGUUCGUUCCGCUUUGACAUGGCCGCUGUGUUUUUAGUAAUGCUGUACGAAUAUUCUCCUCUUUUUUAUAUCAGUGUCGUGUCUUUAUGUUUUAUCAUUACGGCUGCUAUGGUGCUGGGUUGGUUCGGUUUCGACGUGCCUGUGAUUCUGCGGAGCUCUGACGACGCGGACUCCUCAUGGAAUAUUCCGGAGAAGAGGAUGGUGCAGAAGACCAAUCCAUUUUCCCUCCAGAUAGGCAUAACCCCUUCCUCUGUUGCAGAGGGGAUGGCUCUGCGUCCUGGCUGUUUGGAGAGGUGUGUUCUUAGCUGCUACUGGGGAUGCAGUGUGCAGGCUUUGCAGGCAGCCCUCCACACCCACCAGCAUGGCCUGAUCCUCAGCACCCCUCAGGUCUUCCAGGAGGCCCUGCACUCCCAAUACCAGCACUGUCAGACUUUCCACGUUGCGAAAGGGGACUUGGAGGAAUGUAUCAGUCAAAUGCCAGCAGAUUUGGGGGCCGUGGAUUUCGGAUUGAUGCCUCGUUCAUGCUAUCCGCUGGUGGCCCUGCUGACCCUGGCAGAUGAAGAAGCCAGAGAUGUCUAUGACAUCGUGGCAAACGUGACUGUUGUCCAUGUUCCAGACGACAAGUACAGAAUGUCUGCCCGGAUCCUGUUCCAGUACCUUCUCACUGCACAAGGAAAUAUGUUUGAGCUAAAGCCGCUUUUCAUGUCUGCAGAAGAGGGUGGGCAGGUCGAUCUCUCAGGCCCCACCCCUGCCAUGGAGGAGGAGGAGGAGCCUGGCGCUGAGGGGAUGGAGCCAACGGCAGAGUCUGAGGCGGAGGGGGAGGGGACCCCGGGGGUGGGCAGAGACUGUGUGGUGUGCCAGAAUGCCCCGGUGAACCGCGUCCUCCUGCCCUGCAGGCACACCUGCCUGUGCGAAGGCUGUGUGGCCCGGUUCCAGCACUGCCCCAUGUGCCGGGCCUUCGUCCUCGAGUCCUUUGCCCUGUCUCAGCAGCUCCCUGCUGGCGAGGAAGAGGAGGACGAAUAAAGGCCGCUGUCUGGAUACGGCUGUGUAGCCUCUCAGACUACAAGCAGGGGGUCCGGUCCCUCAGACUGGAACACGGACACAGUUUAUGCCCAGUGUGAGGUUAGCUCACAAAGGCUAUGCAGGGCUAGAAAUAACACUCCUAAUGUAUGGGUGUUUAAGCCCGUACAGGUCUUACCAUAAGCAGUUCAGCACGAAGAUAGUGGAGUAUAUGACUAGGCUGAAAUGUUGGCUUACAAGUCGUAGUCAGAUUUUAGUCUGUUGGAGGUCUUGGACAUGCUCUGACAUCAACCAAUUUUAAAUAUAUUUUAAAUCUUUGCAUUCAUAUUCAAAGUCAUACGGGUGCAACCAGUCUACUUGUUGGUUAUGCCAGAAUGCGUGACAGCUGGAGUGAAUUAAGUAAGUUAUUCAAUCCGGCAUAGUAACAUCACAAACAAAUGUCAAACCCUCUUUUUGCAUUAGGACAGUUGCUUUCAACCCAGUGCAGAAGGAAUAAGUUGAUUUCUGGCUGUCCUGACAUCCACAGGCAUGUGUGAAAAGUGUGUGAAGUUUGAAGUGGGGAUUGAGACCGCUUUCUCUACUGAACAUCAUUCACAAAAUGCCCACAAAUCCCAGUGUCGCACGUAUGUGUAUGAACUUAAUCCGACGCAGACAGGAAGUCAGUCACGCACAUUUAGAAAUGCGGUUUCUUGCAGGUACGAAUGCUGUCUGAUGCAGACUUAAACUCCGUCACACACACAGUUGUUGACAUAAACCCGGUUUUGCACAUGUAUAAAUUCUGUCUCUCACAGUUCUUGUAUAUACUUUGUAGUAUAUUUUGUGAAUAGUUUUAACAGCUUUGGAUGGGAAACUACCCAUGAGUCUGUGAAAUAUGUGUGGAUAUGUAUAUAUCAAUAUUUAGGUGACAGAGCAAUACUUAAUUUAUUUGCUUUCUACGUGCUGGUGAAAUAUUUGAAAUCAAAUAUACAAUCCAACAAUCAA